AUGGCAGCUGAGCUGGCUGGCCUUGGGGAAGCGAGGCAGCCGGCAGGCUCCCCCUCUAAUUGGGAGCAAGCAACUUCAGCAGUGGCUGAAAACCCUUCCUGUGCAAAGCUGGAUUUGCCCAAUACGUGGUAUGAGAUCUGGUCCUUUGGAAGGCUCUCCCUGCCGCCUCUAAGCAGCGGAAGCCGCAGCCGACGGGGAGCUUCCUCCCAGCCGCUGUCCCAGCGGCAGAGCGGCUGUUGCUCUCGCCCAGGAGGGAGACUUCCACUGCCCCUCUGGAAGAGGACCCAAGCAGAGCCAUUUCCCAUGGAGCUGACACGGUGCCUGGCAGCUGCCUUCCUCCUUCUCAUCUUCUUCCUAGGUUUGAGUUCUGGCCAGCGGGUGGUGACUGUUCAGAAGGGACCCCUCUACCGCACGGAGGGGUCCCACAUCACGCUGUGGUGCAAGGUGAGCGGCUACCAGGGCCCAGCGGAGCAGAACUUCCAGUGGUCCAUCUACUUGCCCUCGGCCCCCGAGCGGGAGGUGCAGAUCGUCAGCACCGUCGACCCGUCCUUCCCCUACGCCAUCUACACGCAGCGCGUGCGCAGCCGGGGGAUCUACGUGGAGCGGGUGCAGGGGGACGCCGUCCUGCUGCACAUCACCGACCUGCAGGACCGCGACGCCGGGCAGUACGAGUGCCACACGCCCAACACCAACGAGAGGCACUUUGGGAGUUACAGCGCCAAGACGAACCUCUCAGUGAUUGCAGACACCCUUUCAGUGUCCAUGGUGCCCCAGGUCCUCACUCACAAUGAAGGGGACCUAGUGGAGCUCACCUGCGAGGUGUCCAAGUCCACUGCCCAGCACACGCAUCUCUCUGUUGGCUGGUAUCAUCUUCAUGGAGCAGGAGAGCACCGUGCCGAGGAGGUGCUCACCCUCUCCAAGGACUUUGUCUUGAAGCCAGGGCCUUCCUAUGCGCCGAGGUUUCUGGCGGGAGAUGUGCAGCUGAACAAGGUUGGGAACACCACGUACAAGCUCUCCAUCAGGGGAGUGGAGCCAUCCGACCAGGGGCAGCUGUACUGUGAGGCAGCUGUGUGGAUUGAGGAUCCUGAUCAGAUGUGGAAGGACAUCUCCCGCAAGCAAACGGGGAGGAUGACACUGGCUGUUGUGAGUCAAGGCAGAGACCUCUCUGUGGAAAUCACUGCUGCUGAAGGCUCCCUUUCUGAAGGUGAUUCCUUGCAGCUAAAUUGCACAUUGGGAUCUCAGAAGAGCAGCAACAGGCACUUCCAAGUGCGUUGGCUCCUCAAUGGCAUGGAAGUGGCCAGGGUUGACCCCCAUGGGGUACUGACCUGGGAGGAAGAAUAUGAGGAGAGAGCCAAGCUGGGGCAGCUCCAAGCAUUCAAGCAAAACAACACAGUUUAUGUCCUCAUCAUCUAUGAGGUGGGGCUGAAGGACAAUGGUACGUACCACUGCUCUGUUUCUGAGGUGAAGACUCCUGGAGACUUUCACAGCAUCCAAACCAAUGUGUCAUCAGGCAUCCAAGUUGAUGUGAAGCCAAUAGGUUAG
Merops nubicus (carmine bee-eater) is the source of this 1542-nucleotide messenger RNA. RefSeq names its product immunoglobulin superfamily member 2-like. Lineage: Eukaryota; Metazoa; Chordata; Aves; Coraciiformes; Meropidae. Bases 1 to 1542 code for a protein of 513 amino acids. The transcript has 6 exons. The record is from RefSeq and is a predicted model, not a curated record.